AUGAUGGAAGCCGACAAGAUCGAUGCAUUGCCAGGCCAGCCUGCUGGGGUGAACUUCAAUCAGUACUCUGGCUAUGUGACUGUGGACCCUACAAAAGGACGGGCACUCUUCUAUUACUUUGUUGAAUCACCUGAUCACCCUUCUACCAAACCUUUAGUAUUGUGGCUCAAUGGAGGACCUGGUUGCUCUUCGUUUGGAAUUGGCGCAAUGAUGGAACUGGGACCCUUCAGAGUCAACAGCGACGGGAAGACUCUUCGGGCAAAUGACUAUGCAUGGAAUAAAGAGGCGAAUAUCCUCUUCCUUGAAUCACCGGCGGGUGUGGGGUUUUCUUACUCAAAUACUACAACUGACUACCAUUUAAGCGGGGAUCAGAGAACAGCUGAAGAUUCAUACACAUUCCUAGUGAACUGGCUGGAAAGAUUUCCUCAAUACAAGACCAGAGAUUUCUUCAUUACAGGAGAGAGCUAUGCGGGCCACUACAUUCCUCAACUCGCUCAAACCAUCCUUGGAUACAACAAGGUCACCGAUCAAACGGUCAUCAACCUACGUGGAAUCGCGAUUGGCAACGGAUGGAUCGACGAUGAAAUUAACAUGAAGGGAAUGUUCGAUUUUUUCUGGACGCACGCUCUCACUUCCGAUGAAAUCCAUGAUGGAAUUACCCAAAAUUGCAAUUUUUCUUCGGAGGCGAAUACGACGGAAGCAUGCAGUAAGGCUGUCAGACAACUCUGGGCAGCUUUCGGGCACAUUGACAUCUACAACAUCUAUGCUCCCUUCUGCACUAACUCCUCAAGCCCCCGCCCUGAUGUGGAGUUCGAUCCUUGCUCAAGUGAGUACAUUGGAGCUUAUCUGAAUCUCCCUGAAGUGCAGAAAUCUCUCCACGCAAAUGUCACUGGGCUUCCAUAUCCAUGGACAGACUGCAGCUCCGUUAUUGAUAUGUGGAUAGACCGGCAAACUACGCUAAUGCCGACCAUUCAAGAGCUUAUGGCCAGUGAUUUAAGAGUGUGGAUUUACAGUGGAGACAUUGAUGGAAUUGUACCCGUGACAGCCACUCGCUACGCAAUAAACAAUCUCAAUACAUCGGUACAGACUCCUUGGUAUCCUUGGUACACCCAAGAGGAGGUUGGCGGGUACGUCGUCGAAUAUCAGCAGUUGACGUUCGUGACCAUAAGGGGUUCUGGCCAUUUUGUUCCAAGUUAUCAGCCAGCAAGGGCACUGACUAUGUUCUCAUCCUUUCUACAAGGGAAGCUUCCACCUAGAAACUAGGGUUGAUUGAUGCAGGACCAAAUCUAUGGCUAUGAUUUUGAUAAUGAAAUGGGUCAUACAACUCAUCAUGCAAUGUUCCUUUCACAUUUCAUAUGAAACAUCAUCACCCCAUUUUGUUGCCUGGAAAGGAAUGAAAUAAUAAUAAAAGAAAUCUUGUUUCACAUAGAUUGAAUGAAAACCUAUUACAAGUGGAUGGUGAAAUUAUUGGCCCACCUUUACAUAUA
Molecule: messenger RNA, 1487 nt
Organism: Magnolia sinica
Lineage: Eukaryota; Viridiplantae; Streptophyta; Magnoliopsida; Magnoliales; Magnoliaceae
Product: serine carboxypeptidase 1-like
Exons: 8
Coding region: 1-1263 (420 amino acids)
Biological process (GO): proteolysis
Cellular component (GO): vacuole
Molecular function (GO): serine-type carboxypeptidase activity
Source: RefSeq, a predicted model, not a curated record